Messenger RNA from Alternaria burnsii, 3705 nucleotides. Its product is annotated as mitochondrial dynamin gtpase. Bases 1 to 3705 code for a protein of 1234 amino acids. The record is from RefSeq and is a predicted model, not a curated record. NCBI's taxonomy places the organism in Eukaryota, Fungi, Ascomycota, Dothideomycetes, Pleosporales, Pleosporaceae. Gene Ontology annotation, cellular component: microtubule; cytoplasm; membrane. The transcript has 5 exons. Gene Ontology annotation, molecular function: GTPase activity; GTP binding; microtubule binding.
AUGUCCUUCAUCUCUCCCUUCGGCACAUCAACGUCGAAACCCGGCCAUGGAUCCAUCGUCCUCGAGAUACUUCCUCCGAAUAAACCUGUCCUUCGAACUGUAUCCUACCAAUAUCCCCUUAAGCUAGUUGCGCCAGAUCCGUUAGCACCACCCAACUAUGGCACGGAAGUGGACCACUACACAACAACAGCAGUACCUUGCCUCAUUCACACAGUCUUCCUAUUGACUUAUGGUGGAGGGAUUGUUGCUGGGGACAGCAUAGAUUUGGACGUUGAACUAGACAGUAGUACACGGCUGAUACUAUUGACACAAGGUUCGACUAAGAUCUUCAAAACCCCAAGUCCAGACCUAGUCUCCCGACAGCAUAUGAACAUAUACCUCAAGCAGGACUCUGCGUUGGUAUAUCUCCCAGAUCCUGUGCAACCUUUUGCGCACACAGCUUUCUCCCAGUCUCAAGUCUAUCACUUGGACAAAGAGCAGGGUAACUUGUGCAUUUGCGAUUGGGUGACAAGUGGCCGUUCAGCACGAGGAGAAAAUUGGGAUAUAUAUGAAUAUAAGAGCCGGAACGAGGUGUGGACUGUAGGUGAUGCAGGGAAGAGAAGACUACUUCUACGAGACAAUCUCAUUCUGGACAAGCAUGGCAAGACCGGAAUGCCACUCGCCUCUCGUAUGGAUAACUACUCCGUGUUUGGGACUUUGAUCAUUCGCGGUCCAAUCUUCUCGUCAGUAGCCAAAUUCUUUCUAGACGAGUUCGAGGCACUACCGCGUAUUGGAGGAAGAAACUGGGGCGACGUCGUGCAGCCUGAGCUUCAAGCACACGAGCAGAGGCGGUACGAGAGGCAACAGCGAGAGAGGAGUGAUGGCCUGACCUCACGUGGUCUUUUUGUCGUCAAUAUGAGCGGCAGGCUCGUCGCGGGCCGCCUUUCCACCAUCGCACGCCGUUCACCGCUGCUCACUCCACGCUUCUACACGACGCAUUCCCUCCCCGCCGGUGGACUCCUCCGCAAUGAAGCCGGCCUGCGGCUGGUGAAGCGACGACCGUGGCCGCUCGGUAGCUACGCGCUGCACAACGUCCCCGCCACACGCUCCAUCUCUUUUGCCAGGGUGAUACCAAAGCUGGUGGGCAAGUUUGCGACCGUGGGUGCGGCUGCUGGAGGGGCUGUCGUCGCAGGGGUUUCCUACAUCCAGUACCAAGCCGGCCAGGCGGGAACAUUUGCGCUCGAUCUCUUCCACCGAACCAAAGACGGCGCGACCGAAUUUGCGGGCGGCGCCCUCAGCACGGCAAACGGCUUCUUCGACCAGCUAGAAAAGGGCUUCAAGUCGACCAAGGAUGAAUUUGAGGGCGUAAAGGCUCCAGAAUGGCUGCAGCGAUUGCUUGCCAAGGACGAAUCUGGUGGUGCAGGAGGCGACAACGGUAACGGCGGUGGCAGAGGCCCAGAGAACCCCAAGCAAGGUGGUGCUGGGACUGCUGCUGCCGGUACGUCAACAGCAGCAGCGUUCGGCUAUUCUCAGGAAGAUGACGAGGACAGGCCGCAGGCGGAGAAGAUCGCAAGAGACGACCAGAUGAUGAUGCUCACUAAGAAGAUGAUUGAGAUCCGCGGGCUCCUACAGACGGUAGGACAGUCCGACUCCCUCACACUGCCGUCUAUCGUCGUUAUCGGAUCACAGUCGUCUGGAAAGAGUUCGGUUUUGGAAGCCAUCGUCGGCCACGAGUUCUUGCCAAAGGGACACAACAUGGUCACACGACGACCUAUCGAGCUCACACUUGUCAACACGCCAGAGGCGCACGCUGAGUACUGCGAAUUCCCUGCCCUCGGUCUUGGAAAGGUCACAGACUUCAGUCAGGUACAGAAGACACUGACAGACUUGAACCUGGCUGUGCCGGCGAGCGACUGUGUGUCUGACGACCCUAUCCAAUUACGAGUCUACUCUCCGAACGUUCCUGAUCUCUCGCUGAUCGAUCUGCCCGGCUACAUCCAAGUCGUUGGUCGAGACCAGCCCCCGCAGCUGAAGGAGAAGAUCUCGCAGUUGUGCGAGAAAUACAUCAAGGCACCCAACGUCAUUCUCGCCAUCUCGGCAGCUGACGUGGAUCUGGCCAACAGCACCGCACUGCGAGCGUCUCGCAGGAUGGAUCCCCGGGGCGAGAGGACUAUCGGUGUUAUUACAAAGAUGGACCUUGUAGAUGCUGAACGUGGUGCCAGUCUGCUCAGCGAUCAAAAGUAUGCUUUGCGUUUGGGAUACGUCGGUGUUGUUUGCCGAGUGCCAGCCGGCGCCGGUGGUUCCAAGCUCUUCAGUCGCGGCAACGGCAACAUCACGAACGCGAUUACGAAGAACGAAAAGGCAUACUUCGGCUCGCAUCCCGAGUUCUCGGAAGGAUCAGAGCUCGCUGUUGGCACCCAGAAUCUCAAGAAGAAGCUCAUGCACGUGCUCGAGCAGACAAUGGCUGGCAGCCUCAAGACAACAAGCGAGGCUAUCCAGAGGGAGCUCGAAGAUGCACGUUACGAGUUUAAAGUUCAGUACAACGAGCGACCUAUCAGCGCAGAGUCGUACCUGGCAGAAUCAUUAGAUGCUUUCAAGCACUCUUUCCGUGGUUUUACUGAGCAGUUCGGUCGCCAGCAAGUCCGCGAUCUGCUGAAGCAUGAACUCGACCAGCAAGUGCUUAAUUUGCUUGCACAACGCUACUGGAACAGGCCUUUCGAUGACCUCAGCGUUCCCUUCCCCGAGACUGAUCCUCUUACAAAUUUAGCCAAAGCCGAUAUCGAUGGGGAAGACCAAAUUUGGCAAAUCAAGCUCGAUAGCUCGAGCGCUGCGCUCACCAAGGCUGGUGUUGGACGUCUGGCAACCAACGUUGUCGCAAGCGCACUCCAGGCACACAUUGAUCGCCUCAUCACGAACUCUCGCUUCGCAGCUCAUCCAUUUGCCCGACAAGCCAUCACUGAUGCUUCAACCUCCAUCCUUAAAGAUCUUUCCUACGACAUCUCUGAUGAGUUGGAAAUCUGCAUCAAGCCCUACAAAUAUCGCAUUGAAGUUGAGGACAAUGAGUGGGCAAAGGGCCGGGAGAACGUCACUGCCGUGCUCAAGGAUGAACUAAAGACUGUUGAAGCCGCCGUUAAGCAGCUCGAAGAACAGGUCGGUGGCCGCAAGAGGGUCCGGGACGUAAUGUCAUUCAUCGAUCGCGUACGUAGCGGACAAGUUGUCCUAGAAGGCGACGGAGUCGGCGGUGCUGGUGGCUUCAGUUCCGCACUUCUUGCCAAAGGUCGAGAAGCAGUCUUCCUCCGCGAUCGUAUCGACGUGCUCAAACUGCGCCUCAUGGCUAUCAAGAGCAAGCAAUGCGCCACCAAGAAGAACAAAUACCACUGCCCUGAAGUCUUCCUCGAUGCUGUCGCUGACAAGCUCACGACGACUGCCGACCUUUUCCUCGACGCUGAGCUCUUAAGCAAGUUCUACUACAUUUUUCCACGUGAGCUCGAUGCCCGUCUAGGUCGCGGCCUCUCUCAAGAAGAAAUCGACCGCUUCGCCAAGGAAGACCCCAAGAUCAAGCGUCAUCUUGACGUGGUGCGUCGCAAGGAUCUCCUCGAACAUGUGCUCAAGGAGAUGGAGGGUCUGCGUCAACUAGAACAAAGAGAGAAGCGCAUGAUGGGACGCGGCCGAGAUGACAGAUAUGAGAGGGAUGAGCGAAGAAAGAAGGGCUGGAGUAUGUUUUAG